UGAUUUUAAGGCCAAUCAAGGCAUUCCAGAUCAAAUGGUAAUUUAAAUUGAGGGUAACGAGGUGGGCGGGGUUGGGGCUCCUAGGGGCGGAGUUUGAAGGAGCGGCGCCGUAGAAUAGGCGGAGGGUGACUGGCAGUCAUUUCUUUCCCGGAAUGACUCCACCCACCACUACUGCCACGCCACCUUACUCGAGUCCCUCGGCGCCACCCACCCACGAGGCACCUGUCACCGCACACUUCCGCCCCCCGACACCUGAUGGCAUCUUAACUGCUUCCUGGAGUCACUUGACGCCGUCUGAGACAUCACCUGAAGCCAACCACCUACGAGAUACUGAAUCUGAGCAUUGCGAAAAGAGGAGCCGCAUAAGGUGACUGGCGGACGAGGAGGGUGUGUUGCACGUGGUGUUGCCAUGUACGCCCGACGGGAGGCGCUGAAACAAGAGCAGGACAUCUCUGACGGCACCACCAGGAGGGAGUGGGAGCGUCGAUCAGAUGGUGCUCCCUUCCACCUCCCUCUCACAGCCGCUUCAGGGCCCAGAAUGCCGGGGCCGCCCAGGUGUCAAGUGUCUCAGGUGGUGGAGCCGCUUGUCGUGCCUGAUCCAAUUAAUGUUUACCUGCUGGCACGAGGGCAGGUGUGUCGCUGCCUGCCCUGGGCCACCUGUCAGCACCACCAUCCAUACUUAUGGCUGUGGCCGCACCUCCUCCCACCCUCCAGUCCCUUCCGUCUGCACCUCCCCAGUCCCGCUCAGCACGCUAGCGGCCUGGCAUCAUGGCGCCCCGGGUUUGCAAUGGACAACCUCCUGGUUCCUCGAGAUGGGUGGCCUGCACACCUGCCGUCCCUAGCCCCGCACGCCGCGCCCCCAGCCACGGACACUGACGCGGGAGGCACCUCGGUACCCCAAACCUCCAGCAGCAAGCGGCGCCGAGACUCCAGUGGGAAGCGAACGAGGCGCCACCGCACAAUCUUCACCGAGGAACAGCUGCAGGAACUGGAGCUCACCUUCCAGAUCACCCACUACCCUGACGUCCUCCUACGGGAACAGCUGGCCCUCAAGGUGGAUCUGAUGGAGGAAAGAGUGGAGGUUUGGUUCAAAAACAGACGAGCAAAAUGGAGAAAACAAAAAAGGGAAAGCCAAAAGGCCUCCUCAGAGAUGAUCGCUACGCCGUCACGACUUCAGGACACCGCCUCCAAUACAACAGGGCAGCAGCAAGCCAGCCCAAACUCCCGCGGUCGCAGCAACAGGAAGAGCAGAGUGAGGGGUGAGGUGGUGCCCCAACAAGCCUCCCUUCACCGCCACACUCUGAAAGGCGGUGCUAAGGUGUCCCAGCAAAGAGGUGCUCUUGAGGAAACAAACGACGGGAAGCCUUCCAAUGAAGAGCGUGAAGGAGGCAGCAAUGGACCAGAGCGUGGAACAGCUGGGUGUGAUGGCAAGACCCAGGAAGACAGGUUAGAAGAGGUUAUGCUUAGAUUAGAGAGCGCAAUGUUUUCAGAGGCUAUAGGGAUGAUUACUGGGGUUUUCAUGGAGGUGUUUUCUGUUGGUGAUGCAGGAUCCGCCUUCAUCUCUCACCAGAAUCACGAAAACACUAACGAUGUGUGCACUGCAACUCGUUAA
Portunus trituberculatus (swimming crab) is the source of this 1612-nucleotide messenger RNA. RefSeq names its product visual system homeobox 2-like. The record is from RefSeq and is a predicted model, not a curated record. Lineage: Eukaryota; Metazoa; Arthropoda; Malacostraca; Decapoda; Portunidae. Gene Ontology annotation, biological process: regulation of transcription by RNA polymerase II. Gene Ontology annotation, cellular component: nucleus. The transcript has 4 exons. Bases 410 to 1612 code for a protein of 400 amino acids. Gene Ontology annotation, molecular function: RNA polymerase II cis-regulatory region sequence-specific DNA binding; DNA-binding transcription factor activity, RNA polymerase II-specific.